AUGGGCGGCAACGAGGUCGAACACACGUUCGAGGAGCACACGAAGCAGCUCGCAGAUACGUCGAGGAGGGGAUCUCGCUCCUGCGCUUCUUCCCUGGGGUCGUCGGAGAGUAACUCGGUGCCAAUACCAGAUUCUACCCUUCCUUCGUUUCCCCAUGAACGCAUCGUAGCAUCGGGGAACGGCAUCGUCGUGUUGAUCGGGCUUGCGGAGCCGGUGCUCUUCCUCGAACGGUUUGAUAGAAGAGUCUCCUCGGGCAAGAAGUGUGUGAUUUCGGGCUCUUUACACCUAAAGAUCACCAAGUCUACGAAGAUCAAGAAGAUCAACCUUGGGUUUAAGGGUAUUGCGAGGACAUUCUGGCCUGAAGGUAUUCCCGGAGAUAGGAAAAAGACAAGGGACACCGAGACCGUCAUCAACCUCAACUGGGACUUCUUCGAUGCCCAAGCACGCACCGCAACUAGGAGCUACGGUGCCAAUCAUAUAAAAUUCACGGUGUCGAACAAGAAGGUGUCCGAGGGCAGUCCUUCAGCCGCCGAUCUAGCUAGUUUAUUUGAAUCGUCUGUGUCGCUGCCGAAGGAGCUCAGAAGGCUUUCGCUGCACAACGCGCGAUCAGAUAGCUUUGGGAAGGGUGAUUCACAUUCGAUAUCAGAAUUUCUGGCUCAGAGAAGUUACAAGACGUUCCCACCAGGCGAAUACAUGUACAACUUUGAAAUACCAAUGGAGCACCAAUACCCCGAAACCGUCAAGUGGGACAACGCAUCUGUCAAAUAUGAGCUCGAGGCCGUUAUCGAGCGCGCAGGCGCUUUCCGUCCGAAUCUUGUUGGCAUCAAGGAGAUACCCCUUAUUCGCACACCAGGUGAAGACUGCUUGGAACACGUCGAGCCCAUUGCAAUCAGCCGAACCUGGGAUAACAAGCUGCAUUACGAUGUCGUUAUCACGGGGAAAUCGUUCCCACUAGGAUCCAAGAUACCUGUGGCCAUUAAGCUUACGCCAAUAUCCAAAGUCGGCUGCCAUCGCGUCAGUGUUUUUCUAACGGAAAAGGUCCAGCUAUGGGCUCACGAUAGAAAAGUCCACUGUGUAGCGAGCGAUAAAGUGCUGCUACUCUUUGAGAAAAGAGCUGGCAUUCCAUGCAGAAGCGUCUAUCCGGGUGGUACUAUGCGUCUGUCGUCCGGGGGAGGCCAGGCUAUUACCCCCAACGGCGAGGACGUAGUGGGUGGUACAAUGAAUUUCCUAGGCGAUACCAAUCAUGAGAGUUUCGGUAUGGGCACUACGGAGUUGGAGUGCGAAGUGCAACUGCCCAGUUGUCCGGUUAUGAAGAGGGUCACAGAAGCCUCGUUGAGGCUGCAUUGUGAUGUACAGUACAGCAGUAUUGAAAUCUCUCAUUCAGUCAAGGUCGUUUUCCGUCUAUCCAAACCCGACGGGUCACCAUACCCUAAAAGACGACGUCAAUUUGACAUCUCCAUUGAUUCUCCGCUGGGUAUCACAUCCUGCAAGGCGAGCGCAUCGAACAUCUAUCUACCAGCGUACAAUUCACCAUCAUCCUACUACACAGACGAGUAUGAGUGCGGCUGCCCUGAUGCCGCCAAUUUGGCACGCGACGUGAAUGCGAACCCGACCCUCUCCUUACCACCUACCUUUGCCGAGAUAGAGAUGCCUCCUCCUCCUACCUUCAACGAAUCCAGCAGCAACUCUUAUCCCUCCGAUACACAUCAACAUGAACGAGACCACAACGAUCCACCAACCCGUCCAAUCCACUUCAUUCGCGCUCCAUCAUUCAACCCUCCACCAUUUGAAUCUGUUCCGCCGCCGCCACCACCCCUCAUCAGUCCACCACCAGCCUACUCAACCAUCUUUUCUGGCGGGCCGGGAUUGAACAGUGAGAUGGACGACUAUUUUGCACGAGCACAUGUGAGAGAAGGAGAGUAUGAUGAUAACGUGAGAGGAACCGGACGAGUGGACAUACCAUUAACCCCCGGCGGGCGUGUCCAUCGCAGUAUGGAUGUUCCCAGAGAAUGUCUUGCCAAUGGCAGUCUACCGGGGUAG
Molecule: messenger RNA, 2040 nt
Organism: Arthroderma uncinatum
Lineage: Eukaryota; Fungi; Ascomycota; Eurotiomycetes; Onygenales; Arthrodermataceae
Product: arrestin-related trafficking adapter
Exons: 3
Coding region: 1-2040 (679 amino acids)
Biological process (GO): ubiquitin-dependent endocytosis
Cellular component (GO): cytoplasm; cytosol
Molecular function (GO): protein-macromolecule adaptor activity; ubiquitin protein ligase binding
Source: RefSeq, a predicted model, not a curated record